CAUUCAAAAGCAUGCAUGCCUAGGUCAACCAUUCCCUGGGUUCAGAUUUCAGGUUUCCGGACCAUAUUGCGGGCGAGGAAGGGCCAGCAGCGCGCCUCGAGGGCGAGGGGCGGGAGCCCCGAGGAAGGCCGCCGGUUGCCUUUCGUGGUCGCGGAGGGGCCGGCAGGGGAGGCGGCGCCGAUCCCGCGGAAAGGACUUGGCCCGCCGCCUCGCCUCCCCUCCGGCCAAAGCAGCGCCGCGCCGGGACUCCCUCGCAGCAGCAGCAGCGUGCCCAGGGCCAAGCAGCCGCCUGCCGGCCCUCAGCCUCCUUCUCCCCGGAAGCGAGGCCUCGACGCAAUUCCGCGGCCGCUCUGCCCUUUCCCGCUCUUCGCUCGCUGCGCAGGCGCCCCGGAAGCCCCGCCCCUCUCGUCACUGGGCGUCGCCCCGCCCCUGCCCGCCCUCGCUCGCUCGCGCGUGCGCGCGCCGUCUCCGCCUCAGCCCGGAGCCUCUGCCGCCGUCAUGGCUGACAACGCCGCUGCCGCCGCCGCCGCCGCCGCCGCCGGCCUGGAGAACCACCGCUUCAAGAGCUUCAAGAACAAGGGCCGAGACGUGGAGACUAUGCGAAGACAUAGAAAUGAGGUGACAAUUGAACUUAGAAAGAAUAAAAGAGAUGAACAUCUUCUGAAAAAAAGAAAUGUGCCCCAAGAAGAAAGUUUAGAAGAUUCAGAUGCUGAUGCUGAUUUCAAAGCACAAAAUGUAACACUAGAAGCUAUAUUACAGAAUGCUACAAGUGACAACCCUAUUAUCCAACUAAGUGCUGUCCAAGCUGCAAGAAAGCUAUUAUCAAGCGACAGAAAUCCUCCUAUUGAUGACCUAAUAAAAUCUGGAAUUUUACCAAUAUUGGUUAAAUGUUUAGAAAGGGAUGAUAAUCCUUCCUUACAGUUUGAGGCUGCAUGGGCCCUGACUAACAUAGCUUCAGGCACUUCUGCACAGACUCAAGCUGUUGUACAGUCUAAUGCAGUACCUCUCUUCUUAAGACUGCUGCAUUCACCACAUCAAAAUGUUUGUGAACAAGCUGUUUGGGCCCUUGGAAAUAUUAUUGGUGAUGGUCCUCAGUGUAGAGAUUAUGUCAUAUCACUGGGAGUUGUCAAACCGCUUCUAUCCUUCAUCAACCCCUCCAUUCCCAUCACUUUCCUCCGGAACGUCACAUGGGUCAUUGUAAAUCUCUGCAGGAAUAAGGAUCCCCCACCACCUAUGGAGACAGUGCAGGAGAUCUUGCCAGCCUUGUGUGUUCUCAUAUACCAUACAGACAUAAAUAUCCUUGUGGACACUGUUUGGGCUUUGUCCUACCUGACAGAUGGUGGUAACGAGCAAAUUCAGAUGGUGAUAGAUUCUGGUGUGGUACCUUUCCUAGUUCCCCUUCUGAGCCACCAGGAGGUAAAAGUUCAGACGGCAGCACUAAGAGCAGUUGGCAACAUAGUAACUGGUACUGAUGAACAGACACAAGUUGUUCUCAACUGUGAUGUCCUCUCCCAUUUCCCAAAUCUUCUGACACAUCCAAAAGAGAAAAUAAACAAGGAAGCAGUUUGGUUCCUUUCCAAUAUCACUGCAGGAAAUCAGCAACAAGUUCAAGCUGUAAUAGAUGCUGGACUUAUCCCUAUGAUCAUUCACCAGCUGGCUAAGGGAGACUUUGGCACACAAAAGGAAGCUGCUUGGGCAAUCAGCAACUUAACAAUAAGUGGUAGGAAAGAUCAGGUUGAAUACCUUGUGCAACAGAAUGUGAUCCCACCAUUCUGUAAUUUGUUGUCAGUCAAAGAUUCUCAAGUGGUUCAGGUGGUUCUGGAUGGGCUGAAAAACAUUUUAAUAAUGGCUGGUGAUGAAGCAAGCACAAUAGCAGAAAUUAUAGAAGAAUGUGGAGGCUUGGAGAAAAUUGAAGCACUGCAACAACAUGAGAAUGAAGACAUUUAUAAGCUAGCAUUUGAAAUAAUAGAUCAGUAUUUCUCUGGUGAUGAAAUUGAUGAAGAUCCCAGCCUCAUUCCUGAGGCAACACAAGGAGGUACUUACAAUUUUGAUCCAACGGCCAAUCUUCAAACAAAAGAAUUUAAUUUUUAAGUUCUAUACAAUGCAGCUUUUCUAUUCCACACCUGUAAAAUGUACCACCCGAUGGUUGCCGUUGAAAAAAGGACUCCAAGCAUAUGCCUCUUUGUCUGGUGCUUCUAAAGCAAGUUGUAUCUCCGUCACUUCGCCGUUGCCAAAAGUAACUCUCACACGGACCAUAAAUGCAUAUGCAUGAUCUCAUAAACUGUUCAGAGUUGUUUUUUAACAACCCCUGCUACCUUCCCUCUCUUGUUUUUGCCUUUUUUUUUUUUUGCCCCUGGUGCCACAAGCUGACAACUGCAGUCUGCAGUUUUAAGAAUAUCCCUUUGUGGUGGCGGCUCAUUGGCUUUCCACAGAAGAGUAGCUUUCUUUCUAAAAUAGUGCACUGUGGAUCAAGACUCUUUAGUAUGAUGCUUACAUUUUGGAAGACUUCCAAGAGGCCCUGUUUAUUUUUUAAGCCUCUACUGUUGUCCUCUACAAACAUAUUUUCAUAUAUUUAAUGUGGAAGAAUAAACAAAGAAAAUGCAAGUCAAAUUAUUUUCAUUGGUGAAACUGAAAUUUUAAAAGAACUUGGUAAUUGAUUAGUGUAAAAACAGACUACAUAUAUCAGUAAUUGUGUUCAUUACUGCCUUAGAAGCUUGGGUUUGAAGAAUGAAGUUUGCAUUUGGACUAGUAAAACAUGACCAGUAUACCUAAUUUUUGAGAACAGCAAGCUGUACUUGACCACUCUUCAGCCUGUGUGUUCCUGCUGUUUUGGAAAUAAUGAAAAUGCUGUGCAUGGUAUUUUACCUGAGCUACAAUCUGUUACGGACUUGAACUUCGUUUUAAGUUGAAAGCAAGAAUUCCAUAUUAAAGAAACAAAGCUACCCCAAAUGAGCAUUGGUUAGCAAGAAUCUUGCUUUCAUCUUUUAGUAGUCAAUGCAUUAUUUUUGUUUUAAAUUUAUAACUGAAUAAUGUUGAUUUAUAUUGGUUUAAACUGUGGAGCUUUCAUGUUUACUGUAAUUUAGUCUUAAACUAUUUUUUUACUUACCAGUGCUUAUGAUGAUGUGGUUGGCAACAAACUAGCAACUAUUUUAGGAGCAUCAUAAAAGCUUCAUUCUUGGAGUAUUGGAAGAAUAAUAGAAAAAUUAGUCUCUAAACCUAUUCAUAUAGUUAAGAUAUGUAUUAGUUGUGUGAGGCUUUGUGGAAGCUGCUACUAUUCAGAAGAAGCGUAACAUGCAGCUCACCAUGAAUAAAUUUGCAUAAGCUGGUAACAUGGGAGAUCAUUAAUAUUGGGGUAAUGUCCAGCCUGGCUUUUCAAAGGAUCUGGGAUUGCUGUGGGUAAAGAUGAAAUUUAAACUUUGUAACCUGUCACACAAACUGGUAUUGUUGCUGUUGUUCACUGGAUGUACUUUCCCCAAUGCCUUGAUGUGAAGGGAUACUGAAAACGUAAAACUAAUGUAGUUAUUGGAUGUGGGUUGUAUUUACUGUGACGAAGAUAAGGACGGAUGCCAUCACAAGCUUUGUUGAUCAGCUGCUUUUCCACUGAUGAGCAAAACAUUGCAGGUGUUCAUUCAUUAAAUCUAUCUGCCAAGGUGGAGCCACUUUAAAGAGUGAGUUGUAUUGUAUCUUAAAAUGAUACAAGUAUGUGUUUUAAACUGCAAGAUUUUUACUUGCUAGAUACUGUGUUUUAAUACAGUGGUUUGGCCUCUAUUUAUAGGUUUUAUAAAUUUUAAAAUCAAUUUCUCUUUAAGGUGGCUCAGACUUUUCAACUCUUGUGCACAUAAAAUUGAGUUGAAGUUCAUUGUGCCUUUUUUCUUUACCCAGACAUUAAGUUCAUUUGGUAACUGUGUCCUAUAUUAACACAUUUUACUGGAAUUGUGUUGUGCUUGCUAAAAACUAGACAUUUCAAAAUCAGAAUUAGAUUUGGUCAUAGGUUUUGGAAUUUCAAAGCAGGUAUGCAGUUGAUGAUGUGAAAAAAUGCCCCUCAUUUUAUAGUAUGCCUGUGUCCGCUGUCUUAGAUGCUACACACAAAAUGAGAUAAAUGAUUUUUCACUACUGUGAAGACUGAGAUGAACAUAGGAAAACUUGUUUAAAGCAGUAACUUAGAUUUUUCUCAUUAUUCUGUCACCUUAUCAGCCCUUGUUUGGGAUCCAACCAUUUUAUAGUUAAAGGAAACAAAGGCUUGAAUCCAAAGAUCCUGCUGUGCAAGAGGGGGAGAUUUUUGCAGUUGUGCUGAGAGUUUCCUCCCAUCUACUGAUACAAGUGAUAUCAGAGUGUCAAGAGGCCUCCAGAACAGGAGGCACUGAAGGCUGCAGAUGGAGGAAAUGGCAUCCCUUCUCUCUUACCCCACUUGCAAAGUUUCUUCCAGUCAUGCCAUGUGUUAGGAUCUUUGUAUGCAAGCCAAAAGUAUAUUGCUGCACUUUUAAGUUUUCAGAAGUGGUUUAAAAUUGCAUUGUGUUAUUUUUUUAACUCUCAGUUAAUAGAUUAAAUUGUUACUUCAAAAGAGGCAUCUAAAUGUGUUCCUAAUUUUGUAUAUGGGCUUAGGUUUUAUAACCAAUAAAAAGCUGCUAUCAAAUACUACAAACCUGUAAGACCUUAUUUUGAAAACAGUGAUGUGCUUUAAGUGGAUUUGUAGGCUUACUUUUCUCUGACCAUUUUCAAAUGACAAUAUGUCCUCUAGUAACCUGAACUGACUUCUUAAAGCAUUACCAAAAAUAAAACAGUAUUUACAAUGGUCAA
Molecule: messenger RNA, 4797 nt
Organism: Podarcis muralis (Common wall lizard)
Lineage: Eukaryota; Metazoa; Chordata; Lepidosauria; Squamata; Lacertidae
Gene: KPNA3
Product: karyopherin subunit alpha 3
Biological process (GO): protein import into nucleus
Cellular component (GO): cytoplasm
Molecular function (GO): protein binding; nuclear import signal receptor activity
Source: RefSeq, a predicted model, not a curated record